GGUUCUGAUCUCGCGCAUGUCAGGCCCUCUACGGUAUUUUUAGUAAAUUUUUGUAAGUGGUCAUGUCCACGACACUUUUGCCCGCGCUUUCGUAGUAAUAAGUUCGCAUUCGAAUCGAGAUUAGCCGUUGAUCUCGAUACGCGAAUAUUUUCAAUCACGUAUCGUUCGUGAAGCGGUUAGUGUGAAGCACGAAGGGUCAAGUCAGAACGCUGUCAAAGAAAUUAGCUACCGUUUUCGCACCCUCUUUACGUUGUACAGUGCGCUCUCCUAUGUUGAACUAAUUGGUGGGCGUUCGAGCGUUAAUACCCUCGGCCAGUUGACCAGCUCGCCCAUUUCUACGAGGAUACUUGACGAUGGAGGUAUUAAUGCACGAGGCGAGCAACGGCCAAGAGACGCCCGGCGGCGAACAGAUUUAUAACCCCUCUAAACAGCCGGUCAAAGAGAAGCAAGAUAAUGCACAGAACAACGGCACCACUCGUUUCAUGCAAACCGACGCCGCGGACACUGUUGACAUUAUGUUCGAGAACAUCAGUUACAAGGUGUCCCUAGGUUACAGGAAAGGUGAAAAAGAAAUAUUACAUAAAAUCAACGGAAGGCUUCCAGCGAGACACCUAAUUGCCUUAAUGGGCCCUUCCGGAGCGGGGAAAUCAACUUUACUCGAUGUCCUGUCGGGAUUCAGGAUAACUGGGGUCUCUGGCAACGUGUACGUUAAUGGACGACCUCGGCAAUUAAAUUCCUUUCGAAAGUGCAGUGCGUACAUCACGCAAGAUGAUCGUUUGGAGCCUCUGCUAACGACUAUCGAGAACAUGAGAGUCGCAGCUGACCUCAAGUUGCCCACAAGUAUUCCCAGAUAUGAAAAGGAAACAAUAAUCGAGGAGAUACUCGUUACACUAGGCCUGUACGAACACAUAAACACACGGGCGGAAAAAUUAAGCGGCGGCCAAAGAAAGAAGCUUUCUAUCGCUCUCGAGUUGGUUAAUAACCCGACCGUUAUGUUCCUUGAUGAACCAACGACAGGCCUGGACAGCUCUUCUUGCAUGCAAGUGGUGAACUUGAUGAAGCUGAUCGCACGACAGGGAAGAACAAUCAUUUGCACGAUUCAUCAACCUAGCGCCUCUAUCUUCCAGCUUUUUGAUUUGGCUUACGUAUUAUCUAACGGAAAAUGUCUGUACCAUGGCACAACCCAGCAAUUAAUUCCUUACUUGGAGAGUAUCAAAAUACCAUGUCCAAUGUACCACAAUCCAGCCGAUUACGUGAUCGAAUUAGCUUGUGGAGAAUACGGAGAAGAUAAAAUACCCUUACUGUUGUCUGCUUCUGAAAAUGGCAAGACUUUACGGUGGUUCGACAAUUCUGAGAGUCUCGUCGAUACCAGGAGCUUGAAAGCUGCGCAUCCUGUUACGAACAAGUCGCAAAAAAGUGAUAAAGGUAGCUUGCAAGCGACAUCCGUAAUGCAUCAAAUAAAAAUCUUACUGGGAAGAUAUUUUGUGAUGUGCAAAAGAGACACGACUUUAACGCACUUACGGAUAAUAGUCAACAUAUUCGUCGGUCUUAUCCUCAGUUCAGUUUUCGUUGAAAUCGGUUCAGACGGUUCCAGAGUUUUGGAUAACUAUAAUCUUCUCUUUUCUAUUCUUGUACAUCAAGUGAUGACCACAAUGAUGCUCACUGUAGUUACUUUUCCUAUGCAAAUGAAUAUUCUGUUAAAAGAACAUUUUAACAGAUGGUACAGUCUGAAGGCGUUUUAUACAGCUACAACAUUAAUCGACAUUCCAAUUUCCGUAUUUUGCUGUUUACUCUUUACUUCGAUAGUAUAUUUUAUCACUGCACAACCAUUAGAAAUGACACGUUUUGCAAUGUUCUUUGCAAUUAACAUAUUGACAGUUUUCAUUGGACAAGGAAUGGGUCUUAUGAUCGGAGCAGCAUUUAACGUAGUUAAUGGGACGUUCCUGGGACCAACUUUGUUCGUACCAUUAAUGAUGUUCUCAGGAUAUGGUGUAUCUUUACGCGAUGUUCCAAGUUACCUUCAAUGGGGCACAUACAUCAGUUGUUUACGAUACGCUUUAGAAGGAUUCGUCGGUGCUUUAUAUGGAUAUGAUCGGCCAGUGUUAACUUGCAAAAAACACGUCGGGUAUUGUCAUUACAAAUACCCAUCGAAAUUCCUGUCGGAUAUUGCCAUGGCCGGUGAUCAAUUCUGGAACGACAUCGUGGCGCUGAUCGCGAUACUUAUUAUAACACGGUGUGCAGCUUAUCUUCUUCUUAAAUGGAAGAUCGUAUCCGUACGAUAAGUCGAUGAUUAGAUUUGUACAAUUCUUCGAAUUUCACAAAGGAAUAAUUUUGCAUUUUUUUCACAUGAUUAGCAGAUACUUUAAAAGUAAAAAGCUAUACGAGAAAGAUAUAUGUAUAUUCACAUUUUACCUGCCUUCGUGGAUACAGGGUAUAAAACUGAAAUAGAAUUAGACAAAAUAUAGGAACUUAUUUCUAUGUGUAGUACUGACUGAAGAAUGAAAAUGUGAAUAUGUAUAAACACAUAUAUCCAAGAUUACAGAAAGAAUAGAUCUACGUUAAAUAUGUAGCGUGAUUUAAUUUUUUCUUUGAUAAUUAAUAUGUUGUAGAGGAUCUUGGAUGUUUGAGUUAACCUUUUACGGUUGAAUUUUUUUAUAAAAUUAAUAGAUUGGCUGUAGAAGGUUAAAUGAAAGGGAACGUUCGAUGAAAUCGAACUGACAUUACUCCUGAAUGAUAACUUUCAAAGUGAUAUUUAUGAAUUGCUCAAGAAAAGUCAAUCAUCAAUGCACACGUCUCUUUUUGUAUCUUAAGCUUACGAAACAAAGAUUCUACUGUUCAUAGUUAUCAAGUACGUAUGUAUGUAAGAAUUUUUUUAUUAAUUUUUAAUUACGUUCUUAUCGUAUUUAUAUUUAUGGGACCAAGAACGUUGUUACUUAGUUUUACAAAGUUUCGACAUUUUUCCGCGUCACUCAUGUAUUUAUCUUACAAAAUACGACGUACGAAAUGUGGAGUCAUUACCAGUCGAUUAACACAGUAAGUUUAUUCAAGAAACGAAAGUCUGAAGAAUCAGAACUUGAUCAACUUUGUCGUCGAUCUGUUUCUAGAAAAAUAUCUUCACAAAUAAGCAAUAAUAAUUUUAAUUACAGUCAGAUUAAUAGACUGUCUAUGUUCUUACAUUCUUAGUAUUGAACAAUGCAAAAAUUUUGUACUUUUGGAAACAGUUUGAACUUGAAGGCAAUGUGUCAUGAUGGACGUUUAUAAAACUAUGUUUAUGCAACUUAGGAUAACUCUUUAUUAUAAAUGCUAAUUAACUUUUGAUAGUAUUUUACUGUAUUUUUUCAGUCGCCGGAAAUACAUUAUCACCUCUAAUAAUUAGUUUAGCAAUGAAAUCAGUAAAAAAUAUUUGAAUGUUAAUGUGAAGUUGAUACAUAUAUUAUAAAAGAUACACGUUAUCAAUUUAUAUAAGAACUGAUAAAGUCUAUCGCAACACGUGCGUCUAUUAAAUCGCGGAAUAGAUUGCUCAGUUCUGUGAAAGUAUUUUUCACUGAUAAUUUAUAAUUCAAGUUGACAGUGCCCCCACUGGAAUUUGUGAAACUUUCAACAAAAUCCGACACUAUCGACUAUUACAUUAGAAUUAUAAACGUUUGAAACUAAAAAAAUGUCUAUUAAAAAUUUUCUGUUUAUCUGAUGCUAACACUGCCAAGUUGCAACUGUGACUCCAAACUGACAAUUGAAGAAGUUCUCUAUAUUUAAAAAUAAGAACUUAAAUUUAUUUGUAAGAUUCAAAACGUAAAUAGUUUGUUAAUAUUUUUAUAAUAUUGUAUAUGCUCGUGUACAAAGCGAGAUUUAAAAUAUGUAAUAGAUUAUUAUUAUUUAUAACUCUAUACCUGUAGUCGAGUAACUUAUAACAAAAAAACGCGUGUAAAUAUUUUUCUACCAGCUCUCAAAGAUUGCAUACAUUCAUAUGUAUUGUUUAAAAUAAAACAAAACUUUUACAUUUA
Megachile rotundata (alfalfa leafcutting bee) is the source of this 4001-nucleotide messenger RNA. Its product is annotated as ATP-binding cassette sub-family G member 4. Lineage: Eukaryota; Metazoa; Arthropoda; Insecta; Hymenoptera; Megachilidae. Gene Ontology annotation, biological process: transmembrane transport. Gene Ontology annotation, cellular component: plasma membrane. Gene Ontology annotation, molecular function: ATP binding; ATP hydrolysis activity; ABC-type transporter activity. The record is from RefSeq and is a predicted model, not a curated record.